Molecule: messenger RNA, 1377 nt
Organism: Bombina bombina (fire-bellied toad)
Lineage: Eukaryota; Metazoa; Chordata; Amphibia; Anura; Bombinatoridae
Exons: 2
Coding region: 1-1377 (458 amino acids)
Molecular function (GO): protein dimerization activity
Source: RefSeq, a predicted model, not a curated record
AUGAAUGAACAUUUGCGUAGGGUUAAAGAUCAAGAAACAUUGGUUCACUACCUGGGAAAAGAUAUCCAGAAUGAGCUUAUACAGCUUCUAGCCGGUGCUAUAAAGAAGAAAAUUAUAACAAGUACAACCUCAGCUAAAUACUAUUCAAUUAUUCUGGACUGCACACCCGAUGUUUCUCACAUUGAGCAAAUGACAAUGAUUGUACGUUUUGUUGAUGUAAGCAAACCAUCAGAUAAUGAGUCUGAAAGUAUUACUAUAAGAGAACAUUUCUUAGGAUUUAUUCCACUACAGGAGACUACAGGUGCCUUUAUAGCAGAAACUCUUCUUGAACAGCUGAAGCUAAUUCAAUUGCCAAUUGAAAAUCUGCGUGGUCAAGGGUAUAACAAUGGCAGUAACAUGAAAGGUAAUAUAUAUGAUGCUUUGAUAGAUAUUUUUGAGGAUACAAGCCUAUCAGGUCCAUCUGGAAAUACUUCCCGAGUUGAAGCCAAGGGCCUUGCUGAUGCAGUUAGUAAAUUCAAGUUUGUGGUAUCCCUUGUUACAUGGUACAACAUCCUUUUUGAAGUCAAUCUUACAAGCAAGCUACUACAAAAUAAGGAAGCUGAUUUAAAUUCAGCUACAAGACAAUUGCAAGUGACCAAGAAUUAUCUCAUAACCUGCAGGUGUGAUAAGGGUUUUCAACAAGUUUUGACAGAUGCUACUGAGAUUGGAAAUGAGAUACAGAUAGUACCAAACUUUGAGACAGAAGAUCAAGUUCGAAACAGGAGAAAGAAACGGCAGUUUGAUUAUGAGGCCCGAGAAGAAGCACCACAAGAUCCAAAGCAUAAAUUCAAAACAGGUUUUUACUAUGCUGUUUUAGACAUGGCAAUACAAUCAAUUGAAGAGAGAUUCCAACAGCUACAAAAAUAUAAUUCACUAUUUGGCUUUCUAUAUGACAUAUACAGUAUAAAGAAAAAAUCUACAGAAGAUUUACUUAAGGACUGUAAUAAUUUGGAAAAGUCAUUGAUGCAUAAUGGAAACAAAGAUAUUGAUGCUGAAGAUCUGCGUUGUGAACUUGAAGCAAUAGCUCGAAGACUUCCAAAGCCUAUGCCGCCACAAGAAGUACUUCUCUUCAUACUACAAAAUAAACUUCUGGAUAACGUGCCCAAUGUUUCUGUUACUCUGAGGAUCCUUCUCACACUUCCAGUAACAGUGGCAAGUGGUGAACGUAGUUUCUCAAAGCUCAAACUUAUAAAAAGUUACAUACAUUCUACAAUGUUGGAAAAGAGACUAGUUGGCUUGGCAACUAUAUCUAUUGAACAUACACAGGCAGCAGCACUUGAUCUGGCUGAAAUGGUGACAAAAUUUGCAAAGGAAAAGGCACGCAGAGUGAGAUUUUAA